UUUAACUAUAAAACAGAAAAUAAUGAAUGCAAAUUAAUAUUUUAUCCAACACAGUGCUAAUGACAUUCAAAUACUGAUUAUAAGAUUUCUAUUUUGUUUGCUGGAUUUACAAAGCAAAUCAAUGUUAAAGCUGACCCUAACCGGUUCUUCCUGAAAUGCAGACAUCAACACAUGCCUUUAAGCACCCGUGUCAAAGCUCUGAGAUCUCUAUGUAUUUAUUUGGAGCUAAGUCUGACACAUCCUUGUCUGGUGGAUACUGUGGCUUCUAUCUAUGUAAAGGGAAAGAGGGAAAGGAGGAUUCUGGAAGGAGACCAGUGGUGUUGAGACCCGUUAAAGAGUUUUACCACAUAUCAUAUCAUCACAUCUCAUCCCAUAUCAUCAUACUAUUGUACACAUUCCUGUUCAUUAUAUCUCAGUAAAGAUUGCAUCAGUUCAACAACCAGCGCGUCUUUCAUUGGGACUUGGUUUAUACUUGAUGUUAAGCUGUGUACCUAAAGCAACACACACAGCCGAGGCAUUACAGUAAAAAGGCUUUAAAUCGUUGUCAGAAGCAGCUAAACAGCUUUGAAUCGUCGUUCCGCAGUAAAAGGACUAAAAACUCCUUUCAGCCACAUGGAGUGAAGCUAAAGAGAAACUAAUUUCUCUCACUCACUACAAAACUGAUACUGCCUGUGUCCAGUCAUCAUCAUUAUCCAUGCUGCCAGCUAAAUCAAGAUGCAGAACACAGAGAACAACACUCUGACAGUUAACCCUCAAUGCUCCUAUAAGGAGGAUGACACACACAGCUUGCCAAGAAACAAGUCUAGAUGCACAACAUUGUCUAGAGCAUCCAGUCAAACAAAUCUGACUUCAGCUAGCGCCGAUUCAGCAAGAUUUAAGCGUACUAGUUCUAGACAUUCAAGCAUCACCAGUCUGUCAUCGGCUAGCGACAAAGCGACUAAGGCAAGAGCAAAAGCAGAGGCAGCUUGCGCCAUGGCUUCUUAUGCGGAGCAAGAAGCUGAAUUGAUGAGAGAAAAAGCAAAGAGUGAAUCUGAAGCACUCAAAAAGAAAGCAGAAGUGGAAGCAUCUUUACACUUAGUCAAACAGCAGAAAAACGCUGCAGCAGCCUUAGCCGAGGCAGAAGUUUUCACAAGGGCUGCCGAAGCUCAGUACGAUGGCAUAGAAAACCAGAUGUCAUCCCACAGCGCAAUCCAACGCACCCGUGAGUACGUACAGUCACAAGCAACCAUGUACACCGACCAGCAGUCCAAUGACGCACCUAGGUCUUCAUUGACUCCACCAGCAAUAAGCAACUUUGAUACUACGCAACAUUGCAAGGCUGAAUCAGAAUCUCAGUGUGGGAAGUCAAGUGGUCGCAUGCUCAGAGACCAAUCUGCCAACCCUCCAAGAGUGCAAACGGAUGCUCGCGUACUCCCUCCUCAAGCAAAUACAAGUCUGGAUUAUAGCAGAAAGACUUACAACAGACGAGAACAACCACCUAAACAAAGUGGAUUCAGUCAAGCGCCUCAUCAGCCUUACCAGCCGCAGCCAUACCCUGAGUUUACACCCGAGAAGUAUUCGCCAGACGCAACAAGUGCUAUAGAAGUGGCAAAAUUCCUGAUGCACCAUGAGAUAGUAAGCGCUGGUCUCAUGAAAUUCGAUGACCGUCCAGAAAACUACUGGGCCUGGAAGUCAUCUUUCCUGAGUGGUACCCAAGACUUAAAUAUGACGGAGAAAGGAAAGCUUGACCAGCUCGUCAGAUGGCUAGGACCAGAGUCCACUGAGCAAGCCCAAAGGAUCAGAUCAGUACAUGUUCAUGACGCAGCAGCAGGACUUGCAAUGGUGUGGCGGAGACUAGAACAAUGCUAUGGAUCACCUGAAGUGAUCGAGGAUGCUCUGCUGAAAAGGAUAGAAAACUAUCCAAGAAUAACAAGUAAGUAUUACCAAAAGCUGAGAGGUUUGGGAGACCUACUCUUAGAAAUAGAAGCCGCUAAGUCUAGUGGAUAUCUGCCAGGUCUCUCAUAUCUGGAUACAGCACGUGGAGUUGAGCCCAUAAUCGAGAAACUUCCUUACAACUUACAAGAAAGGUGGGUAGCUCAAGCUUCAAGAUACAAGAAAGAUCAUCGACAGUUAACCCUCAAUGCUCCUAUAAGGAGGAUGACACACACAGCUUGCCAAGAAACAAGUCUAGAUGCACAACAUUGUCUAGAGCAUCCAGUCAAACAAAUCUGACUUCAGCUAGCGCCGAUUCAGCAAGAUUUAAGCGUACUAGUUCUAGACAUUCAAGCAUCACCAGUCUGUCAUCGGCUAGCGACAAAGCGACUAAGGCAAGAGCAAAAGCAGAGGCAGCUUGCGCCAUGGCUUCUUAUGCGGAGCAAGAAGCUGAAUUGAUGAGAGAAAAAGCAAAGAGUGAAUCUGAAGCACUCAAAAAGAAAGCAGAAGUGGAAGCAUCUUUACACUUAGUCAAACAGCAGAAAAACGCUGCAGCAGCCUUAGCCGAGGCAGAAGUUUUCACAAGGGCUGCCGAAGCUCAGUACGAUGGCAUAGAAAACCAGAUGUCAUCCCACAGCGCAAUCCAACGCACCCGUGAGUACGUACAGUCACAAGCAACCAUGUACACCGACCAGCAGUCCAAUGACGCACCUAGGUCUUCAUUGACUCCACCAGCAAUAAGCAACUUUGAUACUACGCAACAUUGCAAGGCUGAAUCAGAAUCUCAGUGUGGGAAGUCAAGUGGUCGCAUGCUCAGAGACCAAUCUGCCAACCCUCCAAGAGUGCAAACGGAUGCUCGCGUACUCCCUCCUCAAGCAAAUACAAGUCUGGAUUAUAGCAGAAAGACUUACAACAGACGAGAACAACCACCUAAACAAAGUGGAUUCAGUCAAGCGCCUCAUCAGCCUUACCAGCCGCAGCCAUACCCUGAGUUUACACCCGAGAAGUAUUCGCCAGACGCAACAAGUGCUAUAGAAGUGGCAAAAUUCCUGAUGCACCAUGAGAUAGUAAGCGCUGGUCUCAUGAAAUUCGAUGACCGUCCAGAAAACUACUGGGCCUGGAAGUCAUCUUUCCUGAGUGGUACCCAAGACUUAAAUAUGACGGAGAAAGGAAAGCUUGACCAGCUCGUCAGAUGGCUAGGACCAGAGUCCACUGAGCAAGCCCAAAGGAUCAGAUCAGUACAUGUUCAUGACGCAGCAGCAGGACUUGCAAUGGUGUGGCGGAGACUAGAACAAUGCUAUGGAUCACCUGAAGUGAUCGAGGAUGCUCUGCUGAAAAGGAUAGAAAACUAUCCAAGAAUAACAAGUAAGUAUUACCAAAAGCUGAGAGGUUUGGGAGACCUACUCUUAGAAAUAGAAGCCGCUAAGUCUAGUGGAUAUCUGCCAGGUCUCUCAUAUCUGGAUACAGCACGUGGAGUUGAGCCCAUAAUCGAGAAACUUCCUUACAACUUACAAGAAAGGUGGGUAGCUCAAGCUUCAAGAUACAAGAAAGAUCAUCGAGUUGCAUUUCCACCGUUCGCCUUCUUCGCUGAAUUCAUAGAAGACCAAGCUGAAAUACGCAAUGACCCAAGCUUUGCUUUCCUGAACAAGAGAACGGCAAGCUUCCCAAAGGUAGAGCAGAAACCUCCAGGGCUUUACAAAGAACGCAGAGCAACAGUUUCUGUAAGGAAGACAGAAGUUCCGCCUGAAUCUGCAGCCAAUCAGGAAGACAACACAAGGAAGAAAGUUGAGGAGCCAGACAAAAUAUGUCCUAUCCACAACAAGCCUCAUCCACUAAGAAAAUGUCGCAGUUUCAGAAGUAAGACAUUAGAAGAGCGCAAAGCUUAUCUUAAAGACAAUCGCAUUUGUUUCAGAUGCUGCGCUUCAAUUCAGCAUCUUGCAAAAGACUGUAAAAAAACAAUGCAAUGCGCAGAGUGUAACAGUGACAAACACUUGUCAACACUGCACCCGGGACCACCACCAUGGAAACAAGAAGUUCCGGCAACUCAAGAAGAUCAUGGUGGGGAGCAAGGCGAGAGUACAACGCCAGCAGUAACCUCAAAGUGCACUGAGAUCUGUACAGAGCAGGGCCGCUCAAGAUCAUGCUCCAAGAUAUGCUUAGUCAAGGUGUAUCCAGCAGGUUUCAGAGAAAAAGCAAUCAAGAUGUACACAGUCUUGGAUGAACAGAGUAACAGAUCUCUGGCAAAAACAGAAUUCUUUGACCUCUUCGGUGACAAAGGAAGUCCAACUCCAUACACCUUGAAGACUUGUUCUGGAGUUGUAGAGACAAUAGGGAGAAGAGCAAAUAACUACAUCAUCGAGUCAUUAGAUGGAAAGACAAAGGUGACUCUUCCUACCCUCAUAGAAUGUGAUGAGAUACCAGACGACAGGUCAGAGAUUCCCACACCUGAAGUUGCUCGUCAUCACCCACAUCUAGUGCGAAUAGCAGACCAAAUACCAGCACUAGAUCCAGAUGCUGCAAUCACCCUUCUACUUGGGAGAGAUAUCCUCAGAGUGCACAAAGUCAGAGAACAGUACAAUGGGCCACACAAUGCACCAUUUGCACAACGCCUUGAUCUCGGAUGGGUCAUCGUUGGAGAAGUAUGUCUAGACGGACUGCACAAACCAGCAAAGGUAAAUGUCUACAGAACACAUCUGUUGCAGAAUGGUCGUACAUCUUGUCUUUGCCCAUGUACCAACAGUCUACACAUUAAAGAGAGAUUAGAUAACCCAACACAUCAUCGAAGUAUCCAGAGGUGCAUGGAAGACUUAGCCUCAACUGGAAAUGCAGAUGAACUGGGUUGUAAGGUGUUUGAAAGAACACGAGACGACGACAAGCCAGCACCCUCGGUAGAAGAUACCCUCUUCCUUCGAGAUCAUGGACAGAGAAGUCUACAGAGACAAGUCAGGCAGCUGGGUAGCCCCUCUACCCUUCCGGUCACCACGCCAUCGCCUUCCUGACAACAGGGUACAAGCAGAGAAA
Molecule: messenger RNA, 4932 nt
Organism: Rana temporaria (common frog)
Lineage: Eukaryota; Metazoa; Chordata; Amphibia; Anura; Ranidae
Exons: 2
Coding region: 2337-4910 (857 amino acids)
Source: RefSeq, a predicted model, not a curated record